CAGAGCCGACACGCAACUGCCAGUGAGCCUGCAUUUUUGCAGCGAGACCACCAACGAAAGAAGGCAGAGAAACCCCCAAUGUCAAGAUGGGGUGGCAGCUGGGGAGGCCGCGCUAAGUUCCUCUCGCAAUUCUCGCACUACCUCUUUCGCUAUGCGACCUGGAUCCCACCCCUGAUCUGGUUCAACACUUAUGUCGCUGAGGUCACCUUCAUCCGCGGGCAGUCCAUGUACCCCUUUCUGAACCCACACUAUCACGAGUCCCUGCGCAAGGAUCUCUGUCUGGUAUGGAAACUGUAUGCACAUGAAGGUCUGAAGAGGGGUAUGGUUGUUACGUUUAGUAGAAAUCCGGAUGAUCCCAACAAGAUAGCCGUCAAGAGGAUUGUCGGUCUGGAGGGUGAUGUUGUGCGCACCAAGCCGCCAUAUCCGUACGAUCACGUCUGUGUUCCUGAAGGGCAUGUCUGGGUAGAGGGAGAUGGGGUCUUGAGCCGGGACAGUAACUAUUACGGGCCCAUCUCUGUGCGGCUUAUCACUGGGAGGAUCACUCAUAUCCUGUCGCCCUGGGAAAGGGCUGGCAGAGUGAGGUGGUGGGAGCACCCGCUCAGGGGGGGUGUUAAUCGGGCAGCCUAG
Molecule: messenger RNA, 627 nt
Organism: Canariomyces notabilis
Lineage: Eukaryota; Fungi; Ascomycota; Sordariomycetes; Sordariales; Chaetomiaceae
Product: LexA/Signal peptidase
Exons: 2
Coding region: 79-627 (182 amino acids)
Cellular component (GO): mitochondrial inner membrane peptidase complex; membrane
Molecular function (GO): serine-type endopeptidase activity
Source: RefSeq, a predicted model, not a curated record